AUGACCAAAGCCAGUUCCUCUGAAUCCCCUGAAAGCAUGGGAAGCACCAACAGGGGCGAGACAGCAUCUCCUCCCUGUUACUCAGAUGUGUUGAGUUCCCCUCAGACAGGAUAUGCUCACAAGGAUUUUAUGAUGAUGGCACCUGAAGAAAAGCUCAAAUACUUUGACAACCGGGCUCAGGCCCAUGAGGACAACCAAGAGGUGGGUAUUUUGCAGUUUGAUGCCUGCAUCCAGGACCUGGUGCGUUGUGUGGCUCUGUGUAGGCUGGUAUAUGGGGAUGGGCAUCUCAAACUGGCCCAGGCCCAUGCCAGACUGGCUAAAGCAUAUUUCCAGUUCAAAGGUUGGGGACUUCAGGCCCUGGAGCACUCAGCUAUGGCCAGAGAGCUGCUGCCUUUCUGCCCCUCCGUGUCCUCCGGCAGAGGGGAAAAGCUGGAGGUUCUUAUGUGUCUCCUGAACGUACACCUCACAAAGGGAGGCUCUUCACUGCUUACAACCAAUCUUGAGGAGGCAGAAUCUUCUUUUCUGGAGGCAGAACAAGUUCUUGAGGAGCUUCAUCAACUCAGUGGCAUCAACCAGGAAGAGAAGAUGAAGACUGAGCUGGAAAUCUCCACCGGUCUAUCCAGGGUCUAUAGGCGACAGAACAGACCAGAGGAGGCCUUAAGACAGUGUGAGAAGUCUCUGCAAUGGCUGAAGGACUGUGGCAAGCCAGAGAAGACGUGUUCGGUCUAUAGGGACAUGGCUGCCAUCGAACAGGACAAAGGUCAUUUGGACCGAGCCAUAGAGCAUCUCACCAAGGCCCAUGCCAUUGCUAUGAGUCACAACCCGGAGGAGCUGGAGGGGGCUCAGAUCUCCCACAGCUUGGCCCUCAUCCUUUCAGCUUCAGCAGAGCCAUAUCACAAUGACUCUGCAGGUAGCUACUUUGAGGAGAGUCUAAGUGCGUAUAAAAACUGUGCAGGUCCACAGGAUCCAGCCUUUCUGACGGCCCAGGAUGAUUUCUGUCGUUUCCUCCUCCUCAGUGGCCAGCAAGAGAGAUGUGUGGAGAUCCAGAGAGCUUCUCUCGCUACAAAGAGAUCUACUUUUGGGGACUUGUCGGCUGAGGUAGCAGACUCCCUUCAGCUUAUAGGAAGUGUGGAUAUGAGUGAGGGCAGACUGAAGCAGGCCCACAGGAACAUGAGGAAGUGUCUGGAGGUCCAGAGUUUGUUGUAUGGUCCUCAGCACAAGAAGACAAAAGCUACACAAAAAGCAGUGGACAUGCUGGCAAGGGCACCAGAGGUGGCUGUGAGACAACAGAGGCGGGGUCAAAGGAAAACAAAACAUCACACACCUUCAGUUGAACCCUGCAGUGGCAACGAUGGAAACUCGAUGUCUGACUCAUGAAAUCUUAUUUUACAAUAAUCUUGCAAGCGUUGACCAAUAAUCCCUGGCAUUUGUUUUUUAGAGAAGUUUUUCUGUCCGUUAGAUAAUGCACUGCUGAAAAUCAUCUUCAUUCACACAAAUUAUGUCCACUGGCAUUUUAGGUAAAAUAAGUCAGCUUUGAAGAAAUACUCAUACUCAAAAAGCAUAUCAACAAUGUGUUUUAAUGGAUGUUUUAAGAUAUGAAUCAAUUUCCAAAUAAAGCAGAGCAAUAAUUCCAUAUGUUUUCAAAAGAAACCAUUUUGUUAAUGAAAGCAAUGAUGUUGGAUUAUCCGUGGUGACCAAUAUUUAUUGAACCUUUGUCUCAUUACACAUUUUUCAUAGGUAUUUCCUGGAUGCUGCAGAUUUGUAUGCUGUGAAAUGGCACGUUAUCUAGAUUACACUCUGGACAUACAUAUACAGCAAAGAUCUGUUAUUAAAGCACAAUUGAAGUGCACUGAUAUUAUAGUGUUUUUGUUUAAAUUAAUGCAGUUUGCAGAUGAGAAUGUAUGGAAUUAUGCUGUAUCUUGGCACUUAAAUGAAAGGUCUUUUUAAUUGAGUUUUCAUUUAGUAGAUUUAUUUUUAAAGUUAACAUAUUUAUAAAAGCAUGGCAUGCAUGCUAAACAUUACAUUUCUGCACAUUUCCUUUACGUGAAAGUGCCAAGAGGCCAAUCCGUGAAUACAUUACUCAAUAGUUACACAGUGUUCAUGUUGCAGUUUCCACUUCCGAUAAAUGUGCAAAACAUGGAACCACACUGUAAUCAUAGUGGACCAUUUCUGCCUCUGCAACAAGUGCACAACACAACAAACCCUAAUGGAUAGUCGAUGCUACUAAGCCAAUAAUCCAAAAAUAGUCACGGUCAUGGACACUCGUAUGUCCCAUCAAAGGUGAACGCUUCAAGCCAACACUGUGAUAACCAUCAACUGUCUACAAGCAAAAGGGCAUCCAGACAAGACACACUGUACAUCAAAACCAGGUGCGAUUUAUAUUAUAUUUUCUUUAACAACACAAUCGCUGAAUUCUUCCAAUUCCUUAAGCUACUACUACUUAUGUUCACUCUUUCAACUUACUAUUGGCUUUUCUAAUAAACAACCCCCUUAUUUGGUGUUAUAAAUGGACAAAUUCACCAUUUUCAAUUCCCACCCCCCUAGUCACAUGUUCUGAUCAACAUUUAGCUGUCGGACAAAUUUGAAAUGUAUGUUAUUGACACAUACCAUUUAAAGAUACAUAUUUUACAAACAUUGAUUACAUUGAUCACGUAACCCGGUUAUUUGACAACCACUUUCAAGUGCCCCAUUUACUACACUACACUAUGAUUUAAGCAUUCAAAACUUGCAAAGUUUAAGACAAAUUACCAUCUUUCCCCCCCCCCACCUCUAUACUGUCCUCAGCUACAAGCUUCACUGUAUUAUAUACUCUUUACUGACUACUGCUUCAAAUAGAUCUGCUUCAGGAUACAGUAAAUGCAAAAAAUAUUCUUAUUUGGCAGCAGUGCCCGAGUCAAACAAAAAAUGAAAGCCCAGAUCUGGAACAGUUCAAAGCACCUCAUAACUCCAACUGUCAUAUGUUGGCUUGUAGCAGAUUCAACAACAUGGCAGACAUGUGGUGUGAUGAUUGGUGUGAUGGGGUGUUGUAAACUGCAGAUGCACAUCACAGGUUAGUACAAAAAUAGAGAAAUCUAGAGAGAAUAAACAACCUCUGUUAAGAUAAACUGCAAACUGUAAAAAGGUUACACACAAUCCAGCGCAAUCCUAACUUAAACCAGCCCAUUUUUGUUAGCAGUCAGUAUUCAAAAGCAGUACUGCCAAAAUGAAUACCACAAAAAACGUGUUAAUCGAGUAAUUGUAAUUGAAUAACUGAAUUUAGCUUGCCUCAUGUUAGGUACACCAAGUUUUAAGUGCUACACUAAGUAGCUUCAGCAGAAGAGCGCACCAUAAUCAAUUUGAUAUAUAAUGUUUAACUUCUUACAACAUUAUUAGAAUAUCUGCAAACAGUAUUAUAGUUAUGUGUGUGUG
Messenger RNA from Anoplopoma fimbria (sablefish), 3408 nucleotides. It is a transcript of the gene ttc23, whose product is annotated as tetratricopeptide repeat domain 23. The transcript is spliced from 11 exons. The coding region runs from base 1 to 1377 and encodes 458 amino acids. Gene Ontology annotation, molecular function: protein binding. The record is from RefSeq and is a predicted model, not a curated record. NCBI's taxonomy places the organism in Eukaryota, Metazoa, Chordata, Actinopteri, Perciformes, Anoplopomatidae.